AUCCGCAGCCGCACCCCAACCACACCCGACCCCAGCAAGAGUGAGCGAGACCGACGACGGAGAGGAGAGGCGACGGCGAUGGGGUUCAUCAUGGAGUUCGCGGAGAACCUGAUCCUCCGUAUGAUGGAGGACCCGGACCAGCGCGACCAGGCGCAGAGGGAGCACGUCUACCGGAUGAAGGAGCGGUGCGAGCGCACCAAGGCGGCAUGGAGCCUCCCCCUCCGCCCCUACGGCUUCUGGACCUUCGACCGCUUCAACUCCCAGCUCGCCUGGGACCCCCAGAUCAGCCAGUCCGCCGGGCGCCGGGACCCCUACGAUGACCUCAUCACCCGCCACUCAACCCCGCCGCCGUCCUAGGCUGAGCCCCCCGACCCUCGCGCCGGUAUCCUUCAUGACGAGGUGCAGCAACGUCAUAUCUACUUGUGCUAGCAAUAAGAAUCUCAUUCCUUCAAACUGACUGUGUGUUUCAAUGCGUUAUCACUGAACCACCCUGUUUUCAGUUUCAGUUCUGCAUGGAAGCAGAAGUUCUGUGCUUCCUCCGUUUGAUGUCUUUGUAUUAUGAAAUGUUUCAAUAAUCCUACCGGGCACUCAUUUGCCUUCGCUAUUUUGGAGAAAUAGGUCCGAUGGUUACAUGUUUAA
Messenger RNA from Phragmites australis (common reed), 639 nucleotides. RefSeq lists its product as uncharacterized. NCBI's taxonomy places the organism in Eukaryota, Viridiplantae, Streptophyta, Magnoliopsida, Poales, Poaceae. Bases 79 to 357 code for a protein of 92 amino acids. The record is from RefSeq and is a predicted model, not a curated record. The transcript has 2 exons.